AUGGCUCUUCUACUAGACAACGGUGAAGGUAUUUUACUCUCUCUAGACUCACACAAAUCAGUCCCAGCACCAUUUCUCACCAAAACAUACCAACUCGUCGACGAUCCCUCCACAGAUCACAUAGUUUCUUGGGGUGAAGACGACUCCACCUUCGUCGUUUGGCGUCCUCCAGAAUUCGCAAGAGACCUUCUCCCAAAUUACUUCAAACACAAUAACUUCUCCAGCUUCGUUCGCCAACUCAACACCUACGGUUUUAGAAAGAUUGUACCUGAUAGAUGGGAGUUUGCUAAUGAAUAUUUCAAGAAAGGAGAAAAGCAUUUGCUAUGCGAGAUUCAUAGAAGAAAAACAACGCAGCCGCAACAAACCGGAAUCAUGACCCAUCACCAUCACCACCACCAGCACCAGCACCACAAUGUUCCUCCGAGUUUCUUUCCGUUUUCGAACACUAGAGUAAGCAUUUCUCCACCUAAUGACUACUCCGACGAACAUCUCAACAAUUGGUCAUGUGAUUCUCCGCCAUUAACUUCACCGUCGUUCAUCAAUGGAGGACCAACAACAACAACAACAACCACAACAACAAACUACACCACUUCUGUUACUGCUCUUUCCGAGGACAAUGAAAGACUAAGAAGAAGUAACAACAUGUUAAUGUCGGAGUUAGCUCACAUGAAGAAGCUUUACAAUGAUAUAAUCUACUUUGUUCAGAAUCAUGUUAAGCCUGUAGCUCCAAGUAACUCUUACUCUUCUUCUUAUUUACUUCCACAUGCUUCUUCAAAUCCUAAUGCUAUCAAUGGUGGUGGAAAUGUUUCAAUGAUGCAAAGACCAAUGAACCAGAUUAACUCUACCAACCCUAAACAUGUGACUCAGUUUCAACACCAAACUCAAUCUCAUCAUCAACAUCAUCAUGGUGUGAAUGUGAAUGUGAAUGUGAAUGUGAACUCUCCAACAACCACAUCAAGAAGCUCUAUAACAAUGGUGGAAGGUCACAAAAGUAAUAACUAUAACUGCAGCAAGACAAAGCUUUUUGGAGUAUCACUACAGUCCAAGAAAAGAGUGCACCCUGAAUGUGGAUCUAAUAGUCCAACUAACUUGGAAACCAACAAGACUCGUUUGGUUUUGGAUCAAAAAGAUGAUUUUGAUUUUGAUUUGGGUUUGAAUCUCAUGCCUCCAUCCACUUGUUAA
Vicia faba (fava bean) is the source of this 1182-nucleotide messenger RNA. The record is from the annotation of a GenBank genome assembly. Lineage: Eukaryota; Viridiplantae; Streptophyta; Magnoliopsida; Fabales; Fabaceae.